Molecule: messenger RNA, 1843 nt
Organism: Drosophila willistoni
Lineage: Eukaryota; Metazoa; Arthropoda; Insecta; Diptera; Drosophilidae
Gene: Idh3a
Product: probable isocitrate dehydrogenase [NAD] subunit alpha, mitochondrial
Exons: 5
Coding region: 80-1144 (354 amino acids)
Biological process (GO): tricarboxylic acid cycle; isocitrate metabolic process
Cellular component (GO): mitochondrion
Molecular function (GO): NAD binding; isocitrate dehydrogenase (NAD+) activity; magnesium ion binding
Source: RefSeq, a predicted model, not a curated record
UUUCCGCAAGGUGGCGACUACGGCGGGCGCAAAUUAAGUGCAAAGAAGUUUAGAAGAAAUUAAAUAAAUACAUAACACAAUGGCUGCUAGAUUUAUACAGAAAAUUGUCAACACAACACCCGCUGCCAGUCGUGCCUACUCCUCGGGCACCAAAAAGGUCACACUGAUACCCGGAGAUGGCAUUGGCCCUGAGAUUUCGGCUGCUGUGCAAAAGAUUUUCACUGCCGCUAAUGUGCCUAUCGAAUGGGAAGCCGUCGAUGUGACGCCCGUGCGUGGACCCGAUGGAAAAUUCGGCAUUCCCCAAGCGGCCAUCGAUUCGGUCAACACCAAUAAGAUUGGCCUUAAGGGACCACUGAUGACACCAGUCGGCAAGGGUCAUCGCUCCCUCAACUUGGCUCUGCGCAAGGAGUUUAAUCUGUAUGCCAAUGUGCGUCCCUGCCGCAGUUUGGAGGGCUAUAAAACCCUCUACGAUGAUGUCGAUGUCGUGACCAUUCGUGAGAACACCGAGGGUGAAUAUUCGGGUAUUGAGCACGAGAUUGUCGAUGGUGUCGUCCAGAGUAUCAAACUGAUCACCGAGGAGGCAUCGAAACGUGUGGCCGAAUAUGCCUUCCAAUAUGCCAAGAAUAAUAACCGCAGGAAGGUGACCGUUGUCCACAAGGCCAACAUUAUGCGCAUGUCUGAUGGUCUGUUCCUGCGCUGUGUGCGCGACAUGGCCCAGAAGUUCCCGGAAAUUCAAUUUGAAGAGAAGUAUCUCGAUACAGUGUGUCUGAAUAUGGUACAGAAUCCCAAGAAAUAUGAUGUUCUGGUCAUGCCCAAUCUGUAUGGUGAUAUUCUGUCUGAUAUGUGCGCUGGCUUGGUGGGCGGUCUGGGCCUGACACCAUCUGGCAACAUGGGUCUGAAUGGUGCUUUGUUCGAGUCGGUCCAUGGUACUGCUCCCGAUAUUGCUGGCAAGGACUUGGCCAAUCCCACUGCCUUGCUGCUCUCCGCAGUAAUGAUGCUGCGCCAUAUGGAGCUCAAUUCGUAUGCGGAUAAGAUUGAGCGUGCUGCCUUCGAGACCAUCAAGGAGAGCAAAUAUCUGACUGGCGAUUUGGGUGGACGGGCCAAGUGCUCGGAGUUUACAAACGAGAUCUGUGCCAAACUGUAAAUUGUUUUGCAGCUGCCGCCUCUCUGAUGCCCGCCCCAAAAACCGCUCGUAGCCCAUUGUCAAGAAAAAAUGUGUGCCCUGGAUGCAGCAGUAGUAGUAGUAGAAGAUUAAGAUGAUGAUGAUGCAGUUUAAGAUCAACACAGACACUCGCUUUUCAAACCAAAAACAAAAAGAAAACCAGAAAAAUAACACAAAUAACUAGAACAACCAAGCAACACACAAAACUUAGCCGCAAUUAUUUUUUUUUGAUAGUUCCUUUUAAAAUUUUUUAUACCUUUUUUUUUAAAAAGAAAAUCAAAAUAUUGUUUGCACCCGCCCGCCACCCCGGUAAUACCAUGAAACAGUCUACCUAAAGUAUUUUUAUGUUCGAAUACUUAAUUGUACAUUAUUAAUUAUAUUAUUUGCUUAGGCCAAAUUUCUUGUUGAAUUAAAACACACACAAAAGAAACGACGAACCGAAAGUAUUCCUUAUUUUUUUCGGUAUUCCUUCCCGCCCAAUCCCCAAAAUUAUUGUAAUUGUAAACAUUAUUAAUUUAUUAUUAUUAUCCCAAUUUUUAUUUUUUUUGCUUUUUGUACAGCAAUUGUACAGGAAAUAUAGGACAAAGUUUGAAAGUUGAGUCUCUGCGUGUGAGUGUGUGUGUGUGCAAGGAAUAAAGUAAAGUAGUAGACAAGAAAAGGAUAAUGAGAGAGAGAGAGAGA